Molecule: messenger RNA, 1332 nt
Organism: Pseudogymnoascus verrucosus
Lineage: Eukaryota; Fungi; Ascomycota; Leotiomycetes; Thelebolales; Thelebolaceae
Exons: 4
Coding region: 187-1140 (317 amino acids)
Biological process (GO): endoplasmic reticulum to Golgi vesicle-mediated transport; vesicle fusion with Golgi apparatus
Cellular component (GO): membrane; trans-Golgi network
Source: RefSeq, a predicted model, not a curated record
CGUUGUCCCAAAACUGUCUUUCCAGAUCCAGAAACAUCAACUUCCAGCUCCAACCCUCCACGAACACGUUUAACGACACUCAUUCUCUCAAUCUCAGUCUCAAACACACCUUGACGAGCACCAAUCACACAUCUACAAAUACCUGACGAACGCACACACGCCCACCGGCGUGCACCCUCCCCAACGAUGGCACAACAUUAUGGCGCCCCCCCAGACCAAUACACCACCACCUCCCCCCAAAACCUGCAAUUCUACCCCUCCUCCUACCCCAGCCCUCCCACCGGCGCCUCCGGACAAGCUGGCGGAUACGGCGGCUACGGCGCCCCCAGCGGCUCCAUGGGGGGCUACGGCGUCGGCGCAAGCUCGGGGGGGUUCAGCAGUCCGGGAGUUGGCGCAGGGCAGGCGAGGGUGAGUGGACGGAUGGGGGAGCAGGGGGGACUGAGGACGGGGUGGUUGGCGGCUUUUUCGACGGAGGGGUAUGAGGGGGAGCCGCCGCUGCAGGAGGAGUUGGGGGUUAAUUUUGGGCAUAUUAAGGUUAAGACGCUGGCGGUGUUGAAUCCGUUUGUGCAUAUUGAUAGCCAUAUUAUGGAUGAUUCUGAUCUCGCGGGUCCGAUUCUGUUUUUCUUCUUAUUCGGCACCUUCCUCCUCUUCAGCGGCAAAGUCCACUUCGGCUACAUCUACGGCCUCGCCCUCAUGGGAUCCACAGCCCUCCACACAAUCCUCAGCCUCAUGACACCCGACACGCCCUCGGGCCGCGCAUCACCCGCACACAUGGCAGCAGGUAACGCGGGCUACUCCGGCGGCGGCGACGAUCGCGGGGGGCAUCUGAGCAGUACCCUUACGUUCCCGCAGAGCGCGAGCGUGCUGGGGUAUUGUCUGUUGCCGCUGGUGCUGACGUCGUUGUUGGGGAUUGCGAUGCCGUUGGAUAGUGUGGUGGGGUAUGCGGUGACGAGUUUGGCGAUUUGUUGGUCGACGUUGAGUUCGAGUGCGAUGUUUUGUGUUAUCGGGAGGAUGAAGAGCGCGCGCGGCCUUGUCGCGUACCCUGUAGCUCUGUUCUACGUAGGCUUCGGGAUUAUGUCCAUCUUCAGCAGCCGGGGGAGCGGAACACUUGGGAAAGCCGCUGGACUCGCGACGGCGUGAAGAGCCGGGGUUGGGGGUGGUGCAGGGGUUCAUGACGGGCAUCUCGGUUGGGGGAGGGCUUUGCAGAAAUCUAAAUCUUUGUGUCGGCGUUGUAUAGCGCUGCUUGCUUGCAGAUACCGCGGGGAAAGGGCUUAGAUGGAUGGGAUGUGUGUAGGAAUAGUUGGUGGGGGUGUAAUGAUCAAGAAAUAUGGG